Messenger RNA from Coturnix japonica (Japanese quail), 4992 nucleotides. It is a transcript of the gene SHISA3, whose product is annotated as shisa family member 3. NCBI's taxonomy places the organism in Eukaryota, Metazoa, Chordata, Aves, Galliformes, Phasianidae. The record is from RefSeq and is a predicted model, not a curated record.
AUGGCGGGGCGGCGGCGGCUGCUGCUGCUGCGCUGCCUCCUGCUGGGGCUGCUGGGCGGCGGCGACGGGCAGCGCGGCGGCGGAGAGUACUGCCACGGCUGGGUGGACGGGCAGGGCGGCUACCACGACGGCUUCCAGUGCCCGGAGCGCUUUGACACCGCGGCGGCCACCAUCUGCUGCGGCACCUGCGCGCUGCGUUACUGCUGCGCGGCCGCCGAGGCGAGGCUGGAGCAGGGCGGCUGCACCAACCACCGGGAGCCUCCGGAGCCGGCGGUCAGCGCCCAACCCAUCUAUGUCCCGUUCCUCAUCGUCGGGUCAAUAUUUAUCGCCUUCAUCAUCGUGGGCUCCCUGGUGGCUGUUUACUGCUGCACGUGCCUCAGGCCCAAGCAGCCGUCCCAGCCCAUCCGCUUCUCCCUCCGGAGCUACCAGACCGAGACUCUGCCCAUGAUCCUGCCCUCGUCCAGCUGCCGGGCCCCAUCCCGGCCGUCCAGCACGGCCACCAGCUCCAGCUCGGCCAGCGGCUCCCUGCGCCGCUUCUCCCUGGCCCGCGCAGAGCCGGGCUGCCUGCUGCCCUCACCACCGCCCCCGUACUCGGCCGGCUGCUUUCCCGCAUCCCACACCGCACACCUGGGGUCACCGCCGGGCUUCCUGCAGGCACCGCCUUACCUGGGCUACCCCGAGCCGGCCCUGGGUGGGAAGGGCUGCGCCGACCUCGCGCAGAGCUGAGCGGAGCAUCACGGCCUUCAGCAGCGCGAGGACUGACUGCGGUGCUUGAUGCUCUGCUGUGAUGGAUGUGAUCUGUGAGUGAGUUGCCAUUGAGAAGCGCACGGCCUCAGAACAGUCCUGAGUUCUUCCCCCAGCUUGGAUUACAGCUACGGAUGUUUUGUAAAGUAUUCCGAUCUUAGUUGCCUUAAUAACCAACUGCUCUGAUGGUUUGGUCUGAGUUGUGCAGAGCACAUUGAGAUACAACCAGAAAACCAUUCUGGGACAAAGUUACUCAGUUCAAGGUGCUGUAAGCGAUGUUUUAACCAUAAAUGAUAUUAACUUUGCUAACAAGCAGUGGCCGCGCUCCACGGCUCCAAUAACCAGCAUAGUUCUACCCAGCAGCAAUAAGAAGUAACAGAGAGGUAACAGUACUAAACCAGAGUUCUGCGCACCCUAACCCAGCUGCCUGCUUCCAUGGGCAAUAUGAGGAGGUACGUACUAAAGAUAUUGAAGGCUGUGGUUUCUAAACGUACUGAUAAUGUACCUGAACCCACAUUGCAUAUUUGUACUGUUGAACUUAACUAAUAGAGAUAAAAUAGCACAAAUUAGGCUAGCUGAAAUCAUAGCGGUCCCGAGCAGCCAAAUAAUCCUAUGCUAGAAGAACAGAAGGUGUUCGCUAAUAUUUCCACAUAACUGCUUGGCAUGGAAUCCCAGAGCUGGUGCUGCACUGAGGUGUUUUUUAGAGGGACAUAUUUAUUGGUGGCCUUUUGCUCGGUGCCGUGGGUACAUUGGACGAACUGAUCCUGAAGUUCUGUAUGUAAAAUUAGCCGUGUAUAAAUGUAAAGCUUGUAAUUUAAGAUGUAUUUACAGCAUUGACAGCACUAAUUAUUUCAUAGUCACACCGACAGCUUAUCAAUAAACGGUGGUGGAAAUCCGGUGUCAGCUGUGUCUGUGCACAUACAGUGCUCCACGAACGCAUCUUCACUUUGGCAGUGGAACUAUUGUGCAUAUUUUCCUGUCAAAAACAGUAUUUUGCAUUUGUAAAUGCUUUACAUCUUUAGCUGUGCACCUGUUGUGCAGCCUUAACGUGAUAUGAGUCUCUGCAGCUAAUAGACUAAUUAAUAUCCUAUAUACGCACCUCAUAAUGUAAUGUGGUUGAAAACGACACUGAUUAGUUGGGUACUUUAAUCUGAAACAGCCACAGGAAUACGUUUUGUUUGCCCCCUACAUUCCUUCAUCCAAGUAAAUCAACAAACCAAAUGGAAGAAGAAAAAAAGGCAUCUAAAUCAAACACACACCAAGCCGAGGGGAAAAGGCACGAGAAAAACGGGCAGUUAUUAAAGGGCCUCCUUUAUAGUUCAUUAUGUGACAAAUGUGUGGACUUCUAAGGAAAAGAAAAUGCGUGUUCCAUGGAGCGAUGCUUUAUGUAGUAGGAUUUGAUUUGACUGUUGGAACCCAGACCUAACAGCGUAUGUGCUCUACAGCAUAUAACAACAUGCAGCAGGAAUAAAUACUGACCUGUAUUGACUUCAGAGUGGUUUGGAAAUACGUAAUAUGUCUUUAGUUGGUAUAAACAUUCCUCUUGCAGUAAAUUCAAGCAAAAGAGCUCUCACGGGCAGAAGCAUCAGUGAGAUCCAUUUGGGCUGGGAAAGAUCAAUUUUAUUUUCUUUAAACAUUGAUUAGGCAUCAGAAGUGCUGAGAAAGGUGACAGCAGGCUGAAAUUUGGCUUUGCUCUCGAAGAUGUGCCAAGCGUGAGCAGUUGGGAGUUUGGCACAGUUAUCGCCUAUUAGCGUUUGUCAGUGUACAUGAGAGGCAGGCGCUCAAGUUGCAUCUACUCAUGUAUUAAUGCAGGGACUGAUUUUUGCUGUACUCAAUGACAGUCUUUCAGGUGUGAAGGUUUAUUCAGCCUAGGCAGAGGCUGUAAGGUUUGACAUGUUUGUGAAAUUCAGCCUCAUUGGGAAGAGCUGCCUGAGCUCAUUCCCUUUCUCCUCUGAUGCUGAGUUUGGCCUCAUAAAAUGAUGGAAAAAUGAUACAAAGGAACACCUCUAUUGAAUCAGGCCUUGGUGUGCUGAGCUCAAGGAGUUCUUGGGAAUGAUGACACCAGGUCUGGUAGGGAUGGCGUUGUGCAAACAGGCUGACCAAGAAUGGUGCGUUACUGUUAAAGUAAGGAUAGUGACAGUGAGGCAUACAGUGCAAGGGAGAGGAAGAGAGGUUGCCAAAAUGCAAACCCAAUGGUUGAAGUAGUCAUUACCUAUGCUGGUCAUUUCCAGUGCAAUUGGAUUUAGGCUCUGAGUUAAAGUGCUGAAUUUCCUUCCCAACAAGAAGGACCCAAUGGCAGAGAUGCUGCCGUCAUUUACAGAAAACAUCCAUUCUUCCAAAGCCUGCAGACAGAACACAAAUGGCAUUUUGGUCAGCAAUUUUAAUGACUGGUGAAGCAGUCUGAAGGGCAAGAUGUUGGCCUGAAAAAGAAAAGACCAUUUAGGCAGUACUUGCUUACCAUCCACACUUAGCAGAGAAGGUUUACUUCAUUUGUCGUGGUGAAACUACUUCAUUUUCUCUUUGCUGGAGCGACACUGAUGUCAAAUAUAUCAAAAUGAAAGAAUAAAUCAAAAUGAUCCACAGUGGGCUGAUUACUACCAUUCACACACAUUACGUCCAAAAUGCUGUGACUGCAAUUAGCUGCAAUGGCACAUCUGAAACCCGAACCUCUGGGCAAAGAGGAAUGGUGACAUGAAUUAGAUCAGCCCUUUGUUUUGUUUUCCUCUACUAAGGGCUUCUUCCACACACAUCUCCAAAACACAUCAGACCUCCAGUGUGCAAAGGAAAGCAUUCAAUGCGCUCACGGGAUUUGCUGAAGGAUUUUAUAUGAAACGAGGUAUGCAGCAUAGCAAAUGGCUAGGUACAAUGAUGGGCUGCUUGUAGUGCUAAUGCCCGUGGAGUAUAAUAAAAUGAUAUCCGACAAUUUCAAAAUUAUUUUUCUGCUACCAUUAGCAUUCAGGUUGACAGUAACAUUAAAAAUCUGGAGCCAGCCCUUGAUGCUGCUUUUCUGCACGCAGCCAUGCACCGUGCAGAACAGAAUUGCUUCUGAACAGUCCGCUGUACUGCAACAUCCAGGCAAAGUUUUUGAUUUGCAAUUAUGCUGAGGCUGCAAUUCCAUGAUACAGUCUUUGCUAGCAGAGCCAGCAAGAAAUGCCUCUCUUCUUUCUCUUCACCUGACUUACGAUGGAUUCAGGUCUGUACUACAAUUGGCUGAAUGAAAUGGUUUUGCUUAUGACUAACAUUGCCCAUAAGAGAAGAGGGUAAGGACUUGAAAAAGAUCCUGUCUCGUUAUAACCUGAGUAAUUUCAAUGCCGUUGUGACUGUCUGUGUAACAGUACGUGGAAUUACCUUAAAGCAGCUUUACCAUUACUGAUUUUUAUUCAGUGGGUGGACACUGUUAGGGUAAAGAAGCAUCCGCUACUAUUGCAUUCAGAGGAUAUGGUACUUACCCACGUUGUCUGAAAAAUGAGGCAAGAUUUUACCAUUCCUGCUUUGCCCUUUCUGUACUGCAUACUUCUCUUUCUGAACAGGGUAGCAGCACCAGAACUACCUUAGGGCUGGGCUGCAAAUCAUUACAUUGCUGACUCGCAUAUUCUUUUUUGACUUCACGUGAGAGCCAAGCAAGACAGUUGAAAGCAUCUACUACAUUAUUAUACUUUUUCAACUUAACAGAGUAAUGUAAGUGCUCUUUGAUGCUUGUGAAAUGCCAUUCCGGAUACAUCCCAUUUCAGAAGAAUAAAAGAACAAGAAUGACAGAGAUACGUUUUUUACCUUGAAAGCAACCCCUUGCACUUGUAACCAUUCAUUCACUUCAAUAAAACAUCUUCAUUAAUGGCAAAGUUUAUUUAUUUAUUUUUUUAACAAUUAAAAGACAAAACAUUUAAAAUUUGCAGUUCAAAACAUGCACAUUCACCAAAUGCUAAAUGACAUGUAACACUGCAUAGAACCAAAUGUGUUACUAAAAGAGAAUAACUAUAAAACACAGUGCAUUUAACAUCCAGUUAAAACGAAACCUGAGAAACUACCAUAAACACCGAUUCAAGAAGUCUUCGUUCAUGCAGCUUCAUAAUUUCCACAACAGUUUCAGCAGUAAUGGCUCAGUGGGGCUGUAAAACCUCACUUUGCCUCGAAUGCAGAGUUUGCUUGUACAUAGCGACCACUUUCUGCAGCAGUUCAUACAUAUCAAACACCGAAAGUCUUAAUGAAAAAUUAAGUUGACGUAUAAAAAAAAAAAAACAACAACAACAA